This is a messenger RNA of Drosophila sulfurigaster albostrigata, 3904 nucleotides long. It is a transcript of the gene Mat89Ba, whose product is annotated as nucleolar protein 6. Gene Ontology annotation, cellular component: CURI complex; UTP-C complex; small-subunit processome. The transcript has 6 exons. The record is from RefSeq and is a predicted model, not a curated record. Lineage: Eukaryota; Metazoa; Arthropoda; Insecta; Diptera; Drosophilidae. Gene Ontology annotation, biological process: tRNA export from nucleus; rRNA processing. The coding region runs from base 345 to 3809 and encodes 1154 amino acids.
AUACGCGUACACGCUCAAAGGCUGACCAAUUUGUAUAUAUAUAACAUUUUGAAAAGGACUAACUUAUCGAUUACUUUUACAAAAAAAAAGGGCCAAUUUCUACCAAACUAUUGAACUAGUAUUUUAAAAAAAAGCAAACAGCACGUGGGUAUGUUUGGUACCAUUCAGUUACAAGUGUUAAUAUAACAUUUUAAAUGCAUAAAGUUAAAACACUAAAACAAAAAUCGUUGUCGGUUAGCUUCCUGCAGUAAAUAAUAAUUCUACGUACCUCUCAAUAAUGGAUUCAAACAGCGAAGAAUCCAGCGACAUGGAAAAUACAAUUUCUGACGAUAUAUUAAGCGAUAAUGGUUUCAAGGAGGAGCCUGACCACAGUGCAGGAAAGAAGCGAAAAGUACCUCAAUCAAAUAAUGAGUCGAAUACGAAAAAAGAAAAAGUCCAAACACAAUGAAAGUGUGAAACCACCAACAUUGGAGGAAAUUAAGGAGCUGAGUGAUACGCGCAAUCUGUUUCAUUCGAAUUUGUUCAAGCUGCAGGUCAAAGAAAUGCUUGAUGAGAUUCAAAUUAAGCCCAAAUACAACAGUUUCAUUAGCAUCUGGCUAGAAUCGCUUGUGAUUGCAUUGGAAGAACUGGAUGACGGAUUAUUGGACAAAUGUCAGCUUGAGGUCCCUCUGCACCUCAACAAGAAAUCUUUUAACUUCCAAUUCAUUGCGCCAUCAGCGCCGCCAAAAUUCAUUGGUUCCGCAACGACUGAAACUCUUCUGGGUCCCAAUAUUGUUGUGGAUGUUGCUCUUGAAAUGCCCGCUGCUUGUUUCCAAAAAGAUGAUUAUCUUAACUUGGUGUACGAUCAAAAGCGCGCUCUUUAUCUGGCAUACGUGGCGAGCAAAUUAAAGCAAAACACUGCAUUUUCAGCGGAUAAGUUUGCCUACAAUUACCAUGCGAAUAAUCCUCUAAAACCCGUGCUAGAGAUGACGCCGGGCUCGAAGGUGGGCAGCCACGUGAUGUUCCGCCUGUAUAUAACGGCGCCCGCAACUGUCUUUCAACUGAGUCGCUUUGUGCCCUGCAAUAACAACGUUCGGCCUUCAGUCUUUGGUGAUAAAAGCCCGAAGAACUCGAAUGAAGCAUUGCCAGCCACCCAGCAUUACAACGCCAAUGUUUUAUUCGAUCUUACACUGGUACAGAAUCAAACUCUGCUCCUCAACGCAUUCACGGGAAGACGUAACUUCCAAGAAGGCUUGUUGUUGCUUAAGGUUUGGUUGCGACAACGCCAGCUGGAUGUAGGCUACAGUGGUUUUAGUGCUCACAUCUUGGCUGCGUACAUUGUGUAUUUGUCGCAAAACCGUUUAUUGCAUCAAUCGAGCAGCAGCUACCAGGUGGCCCGCACAGUUUGGAAUCAGUUGGCCAACAGCAAUUGGACUCAAGGCAUAACGUUGGCGCCGCAACAGCCACAGCAAUUGCAGUUAAGCACUGUAGCCAAAUACUUUGAUGUGUGCUUCAUGGAUGUAACGGGGUACUUCAAUCUAUGCGCUAACUUGCCACUUGCUGUGUAUAAGGCGGUUUGUAUGGAGGCCAAACUGGCAGUGGAAUUGCUGAAUGACAUCAAAGUUAAUAGUUUCUCGCACAUAUUCAUGCAAAAGUCGCCGCUCUAUUCGCGCAUGGACAACUUUCUGAAAAUAACGAAUGGAGCAAGUGUGGAUCAGCUGCUCCAGCUACACGUGCCACCUCACGUUAAGUAUGAUUAUGCAAACUGCGCUUAUCCACAGCUGCUCAAGCUACUCACAGACUUACUGCAAAAGGGAUUGGGUCAACGGGUUCACGCCAUUUUGCCAUUGGAGGUGCCAUCUAGCCCAUGGUCAGUAGACUCUAAAGCGCCAGUGAUUGGUCGCAGCCUGCUCUUGGGUCUCAUCUUGGAUCCGGAACAUGCAUACGAAGUGCUUGAUAAGGGACCUUCGACCAACCAGGACCCCGAUGGUGCUGCCGAAUUUCGCAAAUUUUGGGGCGAUAAAUCGAAUCUACGCCGCUUUCAAGAUGGUAGCAUAACGGAGGCCGUUGUGUGGGCAGCUGCGACAGAUGCUCCAAGUCAAAAACGUUUGAUUGUCAAGCAAAUAGUGUUACAUCUGCUGGAGCAUCAACUGCAACUAGACCCCAACGAUGUGCAAUACGUGGCCGGCGAACUGGAUGUCGUAUAUUCGUUGACACCUUCCUUCAAGGUGGCGAAAUUGCAAACAAAACUGAAGAUUCAGCAAGAAACGGAUGCCGAGACUCUAACAUCCCCUGUCAUUCACUGUUAUGAUGCUUUAGCACGACAGCUACACAAUCUAGGCGAUUUGCCCCUAGAAAUUGUAUCGAUUUCUGGUAUUUCACCCGUCUUCCGUUACUGCGAGCCAGAGCCCACGUUGCCACAAUCUCGUUUAAUAGCGGAACGGAUACAUGCUUCGCAGGUGCUGGACGUCAUUAUCCAAUUGGGUCCGAGUGGAAAGUGGCCCAAUGAGUUGGCGGCAUUACGUAACCUGAAGACUGCCUUUCUCAUACAGAUCGGACAGCAGCUUGAGACACAGUAUAAACUACACUGGCUGCUCUGUGAAAAGGGUUUGAUGGUGUUGAAACAAGGUUAUUGUUUCCUCUUGCAGUUGGCUCAUAGCAAGGAACUGGCGUUGCUCAAACAACAGCAAACAGAGCGUGGCGUCAUCACCUAUGUGGACAAUCCAGCGAGUCGUGCUCUAGAACGUCAGCAUUACAUACUGCCUAAAGUAAACGGUGCUCUGCAUGCUCUGCAUCAAUCCCAUCGUGCAUUUGGACCCACAGUGCUUAUUGCAAAGCGAUGGAUAGCAGCCCAGCUGCUGGACGAGGGUUUGUGGCCAAGUAUAGCAACGGAGUUGCUAGUCGCACAUCUUUUCCAGCAACGGCAGUCGCCGCACUCAACUGUAGCGCCCCAGACGGGGUUUAUUCGCUUCCUGCAGUUGAUUGCCCACACCGACUGGAAUGGCGAACUGUUUUUGCUUAAUUUCAACAAUAGCUGGGCAGAGCAACAAGUAACCGAUCUAGAGCACAGCUAUCGCAGUGAAAGACAGAGCUAUCCUCCACUAUGCUUAGCCACCGCGUACGAUCAGAAGCAUGCGGGUCGACUGUGGACUAGUGAUGAGUUGCCCAACAAGCCAGUUCUGGCUCGAGUAACGCUGCUAGCUCGUCAUGCCCUGCAACUCAUCGAGUCGAGCCUCUUGUCUGAGCGACUGGCAUUUGUGCGGCCUGCACAGCUAUUUGUACCGUCCAGCGAGGGAUACGAUCUAGUUAUACAGCUCAAACCCGAUCUGGUUGCCAAUACUUUGUGCUUUGACUUUGGCUCACCAUUUGAACCUUUAAGUCAGCGCAAUUUCCGUUUGCCACUUGCGGGCAGUCAACAGUUAGCGCAGAUAGUACAACAAUUGAGGGCGGCCUACUCGGAGCAUGCGGCAUUCUUUUUCAACCCGCACGGCGGUAAGGAGUUAGCUAUUAUAUGGCGACCCGCCAAUGAAUUCGCACCAAAGCCUUUCAAAGUCAACGAGUUGCAAGCAUGCACGCCCUGCUUUAGUGGAAAAGUUCAGGUCGACAGAGAUACGCUGAUUGAAGAUUUUAAACUACUGCUGAAGGACUUUUAUUUGCGAGUAACCACUCCAGAACAAUUGAAGCGUGGACAACGAGAGCACAGCAAACCAAAACGUUACUUCAACGAGGUCAACAGGAAACCAUCAAAAAAGAAGGAAAAGGUUCAAAUACAACCUAAAAGUUCAAGGAAACGCUUGUUAAAAAGUAAAUUGCUUAGUGCUUUAUGUUAAGAUAUAUUGCAAUUAGGACAUACGACUAAAUACUUAACAAAACGCAUUGAACUGUAAAUACAAUUAUAGAAUUUGUAUUUUUAUUUUAUCGCUGA